Molecule: messenger RNA, 1357 nt
Organism: Limulus polyphemus (Atlantic horseshoe crab)
Lineage: Eukaryota; Metazoa; Arthropoda; Merostomata; Xiphosura; Limulidae
Product: coagulogen-like
Exons: 7
Coding region: 141-767 (208 amino acids)
Biological process (GO): hemolymph coagulation
Cellular component (GO): extracellular region
Source: RefSeq, a predicted model, not a curated record
GCUGAACCGUGGCGCAAUAAGCCAGAAGCAAAAGGUGUGACGCUCUCAUUUGUUGAAAGUGUUGACAGUAUAUAAGUCGUCACGCUCGUGCUAUUGUUGUCGAAGUGAAAGUAUCGCAUUCUGAAUUAUUCUUUUGUAUCAUGUCUACGGAAUGGUUACAUUCAGUCAUGCUGGGCAGGCAUACUCUACCACAUUCAUUGCUAAUCCUCUUGCCGUUGCUACAACUUCUUUACAUCACCUCCGCUGAUAUUAACCAACCAGAAUGCCUAUGUGAAGAACCGAUAGGCCCACAAGGACGCAAAAAAACGACAACUUAUAUCAGCUUUGAGAUACAAAGGAAAAUCGAUAGAGAAAUUGAAAAGCUUCAAAAAAGUUUGGGGAAGGAGAAGAGGUCUCUCAAUCUUCUACAGUGGUGUGGACAUCACAACUGCUAUGUUAGCCCUGACGAAGAUCGCUGUUAUUAUUCUGCAUUGUUCUACGGCGCCGACUUAUCCCAGUGUAAAGUUGCUCUAGACAGAUGUGAGCCAGUGUUUGCAUACACUGUAGACGGAAACUUUCGUAUCAUAGUACAGUCACAGGAAAAGGAUUUACAUCAGUGUGUGUGGCAGUUUAAGUGCCGUGAUGCAUCCAACAGCAACUGUACGAAUACAGGAGUCAGUUGUGGCCACCAACGCCGUAAAGUCGGUCUUCUUUCGUACAAUCUGGAGUUUGAAACAAUCCAAUGUGAAGACUUUUACCAGUGUUGUGAUUGCAGGUGUAAGCCUUGAAAGCUCUCUCCCACACGCUGAUGACGUGGUCUCUCUAAGGACUAGACCUCUCGCUUGCUGAAGAAUGUUUUAGAUCUUGAUGUAUUUUAUUUGGAUUUUAUAUUGGGUGUGGAAAAACACAAAAGUUAAAACAACCACACGUGGCUUUUUUAUAUUACAUUUGACAUAUUUAUGCUUAACAUAUAGAAUUUAAAUUCACAAUUUGAGGAAAUCAAAUCAUCAGGGAAUCGUCUAUUAAAACAAACUGUUGAAAAAUAUUAGAAUAUGUUUGAUAUUAAUAAACCUUUUAUAGAGAUAUUUUAUCACUAUCAAAAGCCUGACAUGUGUUUAGCGUGGUUUCAUUAAAUAUCUUUAAAUAUCUCUGAAGCUGAAAGUUUUAUGAUAGACAUUUCAAAAAAAUAUUAAUAUAUUCUUACUUUAUGUAUAUUAAAAAAAAAAGACACUGGUUUUUUGGCUUAAUCAACCCUUCGAGUUCCAAGUCUUCUGAAAUAACUCUGUUAAAUAAUGAAUUUCGUGUAUUCGUCUUUUAGCCAUCGUAAUAUAUGUAAUGAUAUACUUAUUUGUCGGAAUAAAACUAUUUUAAAAAUUUA